GAGCGCGCGCGCCGGUGCGGGUGCGUGCGUGAGCGUGCGUGAGCGUGCGCGCCCCCCGCCGCCUCUGCCGGUGCUGGUCCCGCGCCCUCUGCCACUGCCACCACCGCCGUCUCCGCUGCCGCCGCCGCCGCCGCCGCCGCCGCCGCCGCCGCCGGGUCCCAAGGCGCAGCCCCGGCUGAGGAGCGCGUCGGCCGGCUGCCCAGCAGCGCCGCGCAGGAAGGAGCGGAGCCGGCGGGCGGGCGCGCAGGCGGACAGACUAGCCUGCCAUGGCAGACCAGAGACAGCGCUCACUCUCUACCUCUGGGGAAUCCCUGUACCACGUUCUGGGGCUGGAGAAGAAUGCAACCUCGGAUGACAUUAAGAAGUCCUACCGGAAGCUGGCCUUGAAAUAUCACCCUGACAAGAACCCAGAUAACCCAGAGGCCGCAGACAAGUUUAAGGAGAUCAACAACGCCCACGCCAUCCUGACGGACGCCACGAAAAGAAACAUCUACGACAAGUACGGCUCGCUGGGGCUCUACGUGGCCGAGCAGUUUGGGGAGGAGAACGUGAACACCUACUUCGUGCUCUCCAGCUGGUGGGCCAAGGCCCUGUUCGUGUUCUGUGGGCUCCUCACCUGCUGCUACUGCUGCUGCUGCCUCUGCUGCUGCUUCAACUGCUGCUGCGGCAAGUGCAAGCCCAAGGCGCCCGAGGGCGAGGAGACCGAGUUCUACGUGUCCCCCGAGGACCUGGAAGCGCAGCUGCAGUCCGACGAGAGGGAGGCCGCAGACACGCCGAUCGUCAUCCAGCCGGCAUCCGCCACGGAGACCACCCAGCUCACAGCCGACUCCCACCCCAGCUAUCACACCGAUGGGUUCAACUAAAUUCAGGAGAAGCUGUGAUUCGAGGGUCAGGCAGCACCCAGCCACUCGACCUUAGAAUCAUGGACUGUAGUCCCAGAGAUGGGGCGGGAGCCGCCCUGGCCCCGGGAGCGCAGCGCCAGCCCGCCUCUGUGCCCGCCCACCCGCCGAUCCCUGACACACGAAGUGCGUAGCAUGCAGUAUUUAAAGCAGUUUAGCUACGG
Eubalaena glacialis (North Atlantic right whale) is the source of this 1063-nucleotide messenger RNA. RefSeq names its product DnaJ heat shock protein family (Hsp40) member C5 (gene DNAJC5). Gene Ontology annotation, cellular component: intracellular membrane-bounded organelle; presynapse; membrane. The record is from RefSeq and is a predicted model, not a curated record. Gene Ontology annotation, biological process: regulation of synaptic vesicle cycle. Lineage: Eukaryota; Metazoa; Chordata; Mammalia; Artiodactyla; Balaenidae. The transcript has 5 exons. The coding region runs from base 267 to 863 and encodes 198 amino acids.